CCCUCUUGACCUUCCUUGACGUCCGCCGGCUUUUCUCACGGUGCUAUGCCCCGCCCUCUAGCGGUGGUCCAGAGUUUUGCUCAUUGAUCUCUUCUUCUCCAGCACCCGGAGGAAACCGCAUCCGCAGUGGGCGCUCCAAGGGGCUGGUUGGGCGAAGCAAGCGCCACGGGAAGGUCGCUCUCCCUUUGUCAUGGAAAGGAAGCUGGCCCGGGAAUUCAGGCACAAGGUUGACCUCUUAAUUGAUAAUGAAGCAGAGAAAGAUUAUCUGUAUGAUGUACUGCGGAUGUACCACCAAUCAAUGAAUCUUCCAGUGUUGGUUGGUGAUCUGAAGUAUGUAAUCAAUGAACCAAGUCGACUACCAUUGUUUGAGGCCAUUUGUCCUCUUAUCCCAUUAAAACACCAAGUGGAAUAUGAUCAGUUGACACCUAAACGAACAAGGAAACUGAAGGAAGUGAGAUUGGAUCGUCUGCAUCCUGAAGGCCUUGGAAUAAGUGUGCGAGGAGGUGCUGAAUUUGCUUGUGGCCUGUUUAUUUCACAGCUAAUAAAAGGAGGACAAGCAGACAGUGUUGGACUUCAGAUGGGAGAUGAGAUCGUUCGAAUAAAUGGAUACUCUAUUUCCUCAUGCACUCAUGAAGAAGUCAUCAAUCUUAUACGCACAAAGAAAACAGUGUCUAUAAAAGUGCGACAUGUUGGGAUGAUACCCGUCAAAAGUUCCCCAGAUGAGCCUCUCAAGUGGCAAUAUGUAGACCAGUUUGUAUCUGACCCUGGGGAUGGCCAAAACAGCAUUGCAGGUCUUGCAUCAUCUGGAGGAAAACUUAAUAAAGAAAAGAAAGUUUUCAUUAGUCUAAUUGGUACAAAGGGCAUGGGAUGCAGUAUUUCCAGUGGCCCUACACAAAAACCUGGCAUUUUCAUAAGCAACGUUAAACCAAAUUCUUUGUCUGCUGAAGUAGGGUUGGAGGUUGGUGAUCAGAUUGUUGAAGUAAAUGGUGCAGACUUCUCUAAUAUGGAUCAUAAGGAGGCUGUGAAGGUGUUGAAAAGCAGUCAAACCCUGACAAUUAUUGUUGUAACUGGAGCUGGCAAGGAACUGUUUAUGACUGAGGAAGAGAGGCAAAGGGAAGAAUGUAACCGGGAGUUGGAGCGCCAAGAGUUAAUGCGUCAGAAGUGGCUUGCCCUGGAAACCAACAAAAUCCUGAAAGAACAGCAAGAAAAAGAAAAACUGCGGAAAAUGGAGAUUGCACAGAAGGCUACUGAGGAAGAAGAACGAUAUCGUAAAGAAAUUGAACAGAUAAAGGCAGAGGAAGAGAAGUUCAAAAAGCAGUGGGAGGAAGACUGGGGUCAUAAAGAAUCACUAAAUGCUGCCAAAACUGUAAUUGCAGAAGUACAUUCUCCACCUCGUCCUAAACAUCGAUCUUUUGGAUGGUUUUAUCGGUAUGAGGGGAAAUUUCCUACUAUUCGCAAGAAAGGUAAAGAAAGAAUAAAAGCAAAAAGUGACAGUCUUAGUGAACAGAAAAAAAGCAAAAUGCAACUGGAGUUUGAGCUAAAACUUCUCAAGGAAAAAGAAGAGAAUUUGGAAAGAGAAAAGCAGUUGAAAAUCAGCCGAUUGGUUCAAGAGGUAUCUGAGACUGAACGAGAAGAUUUAGAAGAAUCAGAAAAGACUCAGCAUUGGGUGGAAAAGCUCUGUCAAACACGUUUAGAGCAAAUCUCCUCGGUGGAGAAUGAUUCUCCUGAGAAAACAGGUGUACGUCCUGCUGUUUCUGCUUCUGCUACAUCUGUGCGAAGGUUUGCUGGCGGCUUGCAGCUCCAUACCACUGACCUUGAUGAUAUCAACUUAAAUGAUACUGGCAAGCUUUCAAAACGCCCAGCACCUCAGCCUCCAUUACCCCAUACAGUGUCUGUAGCCUCAGCAGCUUAUCCGCUUUCUCCACCAAAUAUUCCAGCUAAGGGAUCAGUACCAAUACCUAAUUCACCUUCAUGGAUUCCAUCAUCCUCUCCAUCUCCUUGGGGACAUGUCCCACCACCUCCUUUGCCACCACCAUCUCCACCACCCAUUCAUCCUUCUAUGCAGACUGCUGGCACUUUCCAUCAUCCAAUGUCCACUCAUUUGAAUGAAAAAACUGGCUACCACAAUUUUCAGCCUAGUGGGGCACAAAAUUCCCUGGAUGACUGGGAAGGGAAAAACUACAAAGAAAGAAGGAUUAGUCCAGUUAAUGCACAAAGCGGCAAGCAGACCUACCUUUCCAGUCCAAAGCAAUUUACUCCAGGCACCCCUGCCCAGCGUCAUCCAGCUGUACCUAUAGUUUCCAAACCAGUUAUGCUGCAUCCUGACCACAAUAUUGUAGUCAGACCUACAACCAAAUCAGAAGCUCUGGGCUUCCAAAAAUAUGUGGAGGACUUUGAUCCCUACACCAUGUUUUCCCCAGAGCAGAUUAUGGGAAAAGAUGUACGACUCCUUCAUAUAAAAAAGGAAGGAUCAUUAGACCUUGCAGUAGAAGGUGGCAUUGAUUCCCCAGUUGGAAAAGUAGUGGUGUCUGCUAUUUAUGAGGGUGGUGCUGCAGACAAGCAUGGAGGUAUUGUGAAAGGAGAUGAAAUAAUGGCUGUAAAUGGCAAGAUUUUAUUGGAUGCUAAGCUGGAUGAAGCUCGGGCAGCUCUUGCAAAAGCAUGGAUUGUGGGAGGGGAUUGGAUUGACUUGGUCAUUGCAGUGUCCCCUCCCAAGGAUUAUGAUGAUGAAAUGACAUUUUUUUAACAAAAUGAGAGAUACCCAAUACAUCUUUUGAAGAAAGCUACCAAUGAAUCAUCAUUCUUACCAAGCUACAAAUCUUGGUACAAAAAAGUACAAAAGAAGAACAGCAAACAAGAACAACACAAGAUAAUUCAAGUGGCUCAGGCCAAUAUGCUUUUACAACAAUAUAUCAUGUCAUUUCCUCCCAUAAGUUAUUACUGUUGCCCAGUUAUAUAGUAACAGCAUAUAGGCAAAAAUUCACUGUACAUGAUAAAAAAAAAACAAAUGCUAAUUUUAAAAUGAAGUGCAAUUCAUACAAAAUCUUAUAGUAACUGUCAUCAUUACAAUGGAGAGAGUCAUUUUUUCCAUAAGUAAUAUAUUCAUAGUCCCAUAUAUAACUGAACAGAAAUAAAGUGAAAUCAAUGGGACAUUUUCCAGAAAGUAUAGAAAUGAGGGGGCGGGGUAGAGAAUGAAAAAAAGAAAGAUAUGGCUGAAAUCAGUUCUAUAUUGUUUUGGGAAUUUUUUUGUCAGUUAUAAACUACCUUUCUGCAGAUUUUAUGGGGAAAAAUUAUCUUUUGCAAUUAAUAAAAAAAUCUGUCCAAUCUAUUUUCUCUGCAUAAGUUUGGAAAAGAGUCACUAGAUCUAUCAUCCUAGGACUUAAAAUAUACUAUUGCAAAAUUACCAAGAAAUGUAGUGGGAUUUUUUUUCCUAUGCAAAUUCUAAUUGAAUUCCAUUUUCUAAUUUUAA
Messenger RNA from Thamnophis sirtalis, 3466 nucleotides. The record is from RefSeq and is a predicted model, not a curated record. Lineage: Eukaryota; Metazoa; Chordata; Lepidosauria; Squamata; Natricidae.